AUGGCCCCCCCAGGGACCCUCGGCCUGGUCCUGCUGCUGCUGCUCGCCCCAGGAUUGGCCGCGGCGCAGUCAGGGCCUGGACCAAUCACGGCGCUCGUUGUUGGUGACGUCAUCCUGACGCUCUUGAUUGCGGGCGGAGCCUAUUGGCUGGCAUGGCGGAGCCACAGAGCCCCGCCCAAGCCCCGCCCACUGGAGCCGGAGUCGCACUACCAGGAGCUGCAGGGCGCGCGCGGGGACAUCUACAGCGAGCUCAAGCGCUGA
Molecule: messenger RNA, 261 nt
Organism: Zonotrichia leucophrys gambelii
Lineage: Eukaryota; Metazoa; Chordata; Aves; Passeriformes; Passerellidae
Gene: TYROBP
Product: transmembrane immune signaling adaptor TYROBP
Exons: 4
Coding region: 1-261 (86 amino acids)
Source: RefSeq, a predicted model, not a curated record